Molecule: messenger RNA, 1599 nt
Organism: Sclerotinia borealis F-4128
Lineage: Eukaryota; Fungi; Ascomycota; Leotiomycetes; Helotiales; Sclerotiniaceae
Source: the annotation of a GenBank genome assembly
AUGUAUGUCGAUUCUGGUAUACUCGAAGUAUUGAUUCAACAAGGCUGCACUCAAAGACUUGGCGGUAAAGUGGAGAAGGAAGAAGCUCAGCUUCGUAUGAGAGAUAGAGGAACUUCAUUUUUGGAAGAAGAAAUACAAGAUUUAAUCACGUCGGCUGGAAGCGAUCGUCUAAGCCUUGAAUCUUCUGGGAGUACUUUUUCCCCAAGUGUACGGAGACGGCAACAGAAAGAGAAGAAUCGACAAUCUUCAAAGAAUCAAUCACCUACACCAGCAUUACUUGCAAUAAGUCCUCCUAAGGCAUCAGUUGUCACUUCAAAUUCUGAAAGACUUUCUCAAGUGAUCAUCAGACAAGCAUCUGCUGUUGUCUCAUCGAGCAACGCGGCGGUACCUUCUGAAGUUGAUUGUAGAGAGGAAGCAAUAUCGUCGCCUUCGUUUACAAAACCGACUGCCACGAACUCUAGUUCAAGACUUAUUCGGUCAGGCAGUGUCUUUCAAGAAGUCAAACACGUCUCUCGGCCUAGAACUCGGCCAGGUUAUGUACCAAAGUCGCGAGGUUUAAAUAGCAAGCGUUUGGAUACCGGUCUUGAUUCAAGCAAGAGAUCUAUUGCACGCGAGAGACCCACAGAGUCACAUCGAUCAGAUACUGUCAAAUCACCAAUUUCGAAACUUCGUUCCCGUCAGGGUGAAAUCUUGACUUCCGUUUCUGCGCAAUUCGGCGUUAGUAGUAGACAGCAGGCGAAUCUUACUAUUGUGAAGGCGUUAUUGGAGAGUGCGAGAGCGUUAUCUACAAGAAGUAUCAAAGCAAAGGUUUCGUCCGAGAAGCCUUCCAAAAUGACCAUCAAUGGCGGCAAUUAUGGACAUGACGUCACGGUAGAUCAUGAAGAGAAUCAAGAAGACCCAGUACAAUUUGAUCUAGAUGAUAAGUGCACACAUUAUACUAAUUUGAAAGAAGUACCUUGGGAUUUACAUAAAUACUGGCAACAGCGUUAUAGCAUGUUUUCUCUCUAUGAUUACGGUAUCUACAUGACAGAUGACGCUUGGUUCGGUGUUACUCCUGAACCAGUUGCUACGCAAAUCGCUCAGGACUAUGCCUCGUCUACACCCCCCACAAAAACAACUAUAAUCGAUAUAUUCGCCGGCGCGGGUGGUAACUCUAUCGCAUUCGCCCUCUCUAAUCGUUGGGCCCAUGUCAUAGCCAUUGAGAAAGAUCCGUCGGUUAUCGCCUGCGCCGAAAAUAAUGCCUACGUCUAUGGUAUCACAAACCAGAUAACUUGGGUUAACGGUGACUGUUUCGAAUACCUCAAGACUCACGCUUCUUCUAUCAAUCCCUCAGAAACUGUUAUUUUCGCAUCUCCGCCCUGGGGAGGUCCUGGCUAUACCACAGAAAACAUAUUUGAUUUAAGUACCAUGCAACCGUAUUCUGCACAGUAUAUUCACGAAGCAUGUAAGACAAUGGAUACGGCUUUAUACUUGCCACGAACCAGCGAUCUCAAACAAAUUACUAGAUUAUUGCCAGAGGGAAAAAAGGUUGAGCUAGUGCAGUAUUGCAUGGAGGGAGCCAGUAAGGCGCUUGUGGCGUAUAUUCCAGCCAUCGAAUGA